AUGUCUCUCCUCAGUUCACCCACGCCAUUCGGUGCGGCCACCGCCGCCCGCCGUCGCCUCCCGCCCGCCGCCCCACUCCCGGGCCGCCGCGCCGCGCUGCACGUGGCGCUCGCGCGCCGGACCGGCGUCUCGUCCCGCACGCAGCGGCGCCUCGAGGAGCGCGGCGGCAAGAAGCGCCGCGGCGGCGUCGAGACGCCCGACGCCGACGAGGACACCGGCCCGGCGUGGGAGGGCGUGGAGUGGGAGGGGGAGCCGCUGGGGUUCGAGGUGUCGACGGAGCCCAUGCCGUACCUGCCGGACCCGGAGAAGCCCGACUUCUGGGAGGGGCCCAACAUGGAAGUCCUCGGCUUCUUCGUGCAGUACAUGUGGGCCUUCGGCGUCUUCUUCUCUUUGGUUGCUUGUGGCGUUGCCGUGGCUACAUAUAACGAUGGGGCAUCAGACUUCAGAGACACUCCUGCUUUCAAGGAAUCAACCCAAGCCCAGGAGUUCCCGGAAGAGUCAGAAUCAUCGGGCGCCGAUGUGUUUGAAGGUAAUCCAACUGAGGUAGCACCAGCUCUUGAGUAG
Triticum turgidum subsp. durum (durum wheat) is the source of this 564-nucleotide messenger RNA. NCBI's taxonomy places the organism in Eukaryota, Viridiplantae, Streptophyta, Magnoliopsida, Poales, Poaceae. The record is from the annotation of a GenBank genome assembly.